UGUCCUUAUUCUGUCCCCUCCCAGCUCCUUGUGCCCCCUACCUAGUCCCUAUUGCUGGCAGAAGAUGAGAAAACUGAAAUGUCCUUGGUCUGCACAGUGCUGCUCAGCAACAACUGGAAACAUCUGCACGUUAUCAACAUCAUUUUUCUCCUAAAACCAAAACAUUGCAUCAUACCAGAGACUAUGAAGAAAAACAACUCAAGAGAAGAAAAGGCCAGACUGUACCUCUCAAGCUGAAAACUGCACUGGAGGUGAGCUUUCAUUGAAGAGCAGGUAGCCCUAUAUUUUCUUGAGGUGAGCAUGAUUACAAACAGCAGGCAUCCAUCUCAGAGAAGCCACAUGGCGUUGCUAUGCUUCAUGCUACUUGAGAUGGUGAUCAUGGCAGGGACCGUGAUGCUAGCUUACUAUUUCGAAUACACGGACACCUUCGCGGUCAACGUGCAAGGCUUCUUCUGCUACGAGGGCGCGUACCGCAAGCCGUACCCGGGCCCGGAGGACAGCAGCGCCGUGCCCCCGGUGCUCCUCUACUCGCUGACCGCAGGCGUGCCUGUGCUGGUGGCAGGCGAGAUGCAUUGGUGGGUCAGGACAUGGAAAGUCACAUUGCAGAUUAUCGUUGGAGAAACCGCAGUGUUUUGUCUGCAGUUAGCUACAAAGGAUUUUGAAAAUCAAGAAAAAACAAUAUUAACUGGAGACUGUUGUUAUAUAAAUCCACUGGUGCGCAGAACCAUCAGAUUCCUUGGAAUUUACGCAUUUGGACUGUUUGCUACGGACAUCUUUGUAAAUGCUGGACAAGUAGUAACAGGGAAUCUUGCACCACAUUUUCUUGCACUUUGUAAACCCAACUAUACAGCACUUGGAUGUAAACAGUAUACACAAUUCAUCAGUAGUGCACAUGCCUGUACUGGAAACCCAGACCUUAUCAUGAAAGCCAGAAAGACAUUCCCAUCCAAAGAAGCAGCACUAAGCAUAUAUGCAGCUAUGUAUCUGGCUAUGUAUAUCACCAGCACAGUAAAAGCCAGAGGAACAAGGCUUGCAAAACCUGUUCUGUGUUUGGGCUUAAUGUGCUUGGCUUUCCUUACUGGAAUCAACAGAGUAGCAGAGUAUCGAAAUCACUGGUCAGAUGUAAUAGCAGGAUUUAUAAUUGGAAUAUCUAUAGCAGUAUUUUUGGUUGUUUGCGUGGUAAAUAAUUUCAGGGGACGUCAGCCAGAACAUGAACAUUCUCCUAUGGAUAAUCUGGCCCAGAUGCCCAUGAUCAGCAUACCACGAGUAGAAAGCCCUUUAGAAAAGACUGACAGACAAAUAUCCCAGCAGAUUAAAGAAGAACUGAGAAAUGGAAACUUCUGUGGUGGCCGCUGUUUCCCUCCAGCACUUUCUAUGGUGUAUGAACCACAUCACGGCCUUUGCAGAAGUCACAUGAUGUUGACGCUGAUGUAUAUUCACUCCAUUGGACUUCAUCUCUUUUCACAGCCCACUCACGAUAAUUGCAGUGUAACAAAACCAAGAAAUUUUUAAAGUCCUCUUUCUGACUUGAUUUUUACAUCAUUAAAAUGAUACCUACAUUUUGAAGAUUUCUUAAAUAUUAGAACGUCACUUUACUUUCUAGCAAAUAUAUUAACUGUUUACUUUUUGAUGGAAUGGGACGAACUAAGCACUAAUUACCUUUAUCUGACACUACCCUCUAUUUUGGCUUCUUGUUGUUUUUUAAUGGUUCAUGUACCUAUUCCAGCAGUACUCCAUAUGUUGAUUUGAAAUUGAUUUUUAAAAUUUGCAUUUUUAAUUCAGCAUGAAUUUGUUUCAAUUUGAGGCAGUUUUAGUGUAUAAAAACUAGAAAAAUAUUACCUUCUGUAUGAAAAUGCUGUUUGCACAUUGUAUUACGCUGUAUUCCAUGUAAGAUAUCAUUCAAACAAUGUUAUAUGUAAAACUGGUGCUUCUGCUUUUGAAGAGAAAAAAAUGCCAAUUUUUACUGUAAUAAGUAUUGUAUCAUAAUUAAAAGUUUAUUUAUUUGGAUAUUUUCCUGACAUAAUUGUAGUUGAAUUGUUGAUUUGUAGUUCUUGAAUGUCUUGAAUGAUAUAUAUGUAUCUAGGUUAAAAGAAAUGAAAAUAAUAUAGAAUUUUUGAUCAUCGAUAUAUUCUUUAUUACUAAUGCUAUCCCAUGAAAGGUUAAGGGCUCCAUUCUUAGCUCAGCAUAUCCAGUGGGAAGCUCUGCUAUCACAGAUCAUUUAAACAAGAUAUUGAAGGAGCCCUGUAUCUUCUCCUUGUAUUUCUUGUGCACCCAGAUAUUGUGCUGGGAGAGUGGGCUGCUAAGUCAGGAAGAGGGUCACUGACAUAGUGAGGAAAAGUGCACAUGUGUUUCUGUCCUUCUGUUGGAGCAUUUAUAGAAAAUAAGCAAUGGCUGCAUUAAUUUACUUCAACUGGAGUGGCUGAGACAGGCAGAAUUUAUCUCUAGGAAUCUAUCUGUCCCUGUUUCAUUUUCAGGGCCAUAUUCUUGCAAAAAAAUCCUCUGUCAGUUUCUACGUUGCUGACAGGAUUUUUUCCUUCAACAUCAAGUGAUGUUCUCGUAUCGCUGUUAUCACUGUGAAAAAUCAAAUUGAGCCUCCCCUUCAAAAGACAGCCUCACUGACUAUUCAUAGUGAAGUAUUGUAGAUGCUGAAGAUACUCUUAACUGCCAGAAUGUUUUCCUCUGGCAACCACAGUUGCAACGCUAGCACUACAGACACAUUUAGGAUAGAGAAGUUCAGUGUGGUCUGUUGAAACGAGUAUAGAAUUCAAGGCCUUAAGUUUUCCAUAAUUCAGUGCAUUUCCUCUGCAUUAAUCAUUGGUAGAAGAUAUUUAAAACAUAACUGUAGAAUUGGAUAUAUAUUUUUCUAUGUUGAAUUUUAAUGCAUUCCUGCAUAGUUGUCCAUGCAUUUUCAUUUUAACUUUUCACUAAAUGCAACUACCUAAAUAUUGCUUGGCAAGCAGGGCAAGGCCAAGUCUUCUUUGAGUGCAGUAGAGCAGUAUAUCCCACGAAGUCAUCAUACUAAGCUGAGAAUUAGAGAAUAAAGAAAUACGUCGGUGGUGGAAAAAGUCAUAGAAUAGAGCCCUUAGCUACAAUAGUGUUAUUUAGGUGACUGAAAAUCCACCUUUAUUAGGCUACCAGCUGUGUUUACAAAAUUGUAGUAGGUCCAAAGUUUGUAUCACCAUGUUAGGAACACCUACCCUUCUCUUAUUAGUAUAGCUUUUUAGGGUCCAAGGUACUAAUGAUCUCUGUGUGUAGAUUUAAAAGAAAUCCUCACUCAUUUUUGCAUGGUAGCAAAUCUACAUUUUUUUAAUAUCUGAUUUAUAAGAUUACCAAGAGAUUCUUUUAUGUUAAAAGAGAUGACUCUUUUCCACUGUACUGUAUAUCAUCAACUUGUAACUGGUCUCUUUCUCUCUCAGGAUCUUUCCCAGUCAAAUAUUUGGGUUAAAUUUAUCCUAUUAUCUCUGUGAACCAGCAGUGAGAAAACAAAAAGAGAGACACUCUGCUGUAUAAUGUAUUUUUAAAUAAAAUAAUUUUUCAAUCA
Molecule: messenger RNA, 3541 nt
Organism: Numida meleagris (helmeted guineafowl)
Lineage: Eukaryota; Metazoa; Chordata; Aves; Galliformes; Numididae
Gene: PLPPR5
Product: phospholipid phosphatase related 5
Exons: 11
Coding region: 301-1512 (403 amino acids)
Biological process (GO): phospholipid dephosphorylation; signal transduction; phospholipid metabolic process
Molecular function (GO): phosphatidate phosphatase activity
Source: RefSeq, a predicted model, not a curated record